AUGCAGAGUAUUUACUUCUUGGACAUCGAAGAAUCUUUAAGUCAUUGCAUUGAGAACGAGCUCAAUGCCAGUGGCAAUUUAUUUAUUAUGGUGGAGGGGCCGGACCUCAGCUUUUGGGUUCAAUACAAGGAAGGCUUACCUGACCGGUAUGGAAAACCUGGCGAUAGCUUCAAAACUGUGGAGGUGGAGAAAAUAUUUAAGAUUAUUGGGGAAGCUGGAUGGAGAUAUGAUGUCCACAACCUAGAAUAUAAGAGAGAUGUUACUGACGUCUUUGAUGCAGAAUCAACUGAAGGAAAUCUGCUUCUUGACUUCCUGACACACAUUAAGAAUUUUUGUGAAACCGCAGAUGAACAAGUGGUGGAAGAAAAACUGGCGCUGAUUAAGGAUCUCUCAACAGGGGCCGAUUACAUUUUGGAAACAAGAUGGAAUCUUUUUUCAUUAUCUAUA
Molecule: messenger RNA, 447 nt
Organism: Porites evermanni
Lineage: Eukaryota; Metazoa; Cnidaria; Anthozoa; Scleractinia; Poritidae
Source: the annotation of a GenBank genome assembly